This is a messenger RNA of Bolinopsis microptera, 1380 nucleotides long. Its product is annotated as lamin-L(I)-like. Gene Ontology annotation, biological process: nuclear migration; nuclear pore localization; protein localization to nuclear envelope. The record is from RefSeq and is a predicted model, not a curated record. Bases 173 to 907 code for a protein of 244 amino acids. The transcript is spliced from 6 exons. NCBI's taxonomy places the organism in Eukaryota, Metazoa, Ctenophora, Tentaculata, Lobata, Bolinopsidae. Gene Ontology annotation, cellular component: nuclear envelope; nuclear lamina. Gene Ontology annotation, molecular function: structural constituent of cytoskeleton.
CGAGGAGGAGAAGCGCAUUCUGCGCGAGCAGCUCACCACUGUGCACCAGAAGGAGCUGGAUUCUGCUAAAGCAUUCGCCAGCACUGUCACCGUCAAGGAAACGGUAGAGCAUACAGUCGAGUUCCGUAAAUACCUGGCAGAGAUUGAGGAGCUGAAACUCACGAUAGACGCUAUGUUGGCAAAGGAGAAGAAACUCCAGGAGAGAAUUAAGAUGUUGGAGGAUCUGCUGAAGAAAGCUGAAGAUAACGCAAGGGAAAAAGACGCGAAACAUCAGACUGACAUAGACAAGCUAGAUAAAGCAAUGAAGGCUCUCCUUAAAGAUUAUUCAGAUCUCAUGGAUGUCAAAGUUACUCUAGAUAUGGAAAUUGCAGCUUACAGAAAACUCCUUCAAGCAGAAGAGGUGAGGUUGAACCUGACGCCGUCACCCAAGUCCGGCCGUGUCAGAUCAGCUCUUUCGUUUAACGAUGCGGAUGCUCCCAGCCGGAAACGACAGAGAGUAAUGGAGGAGAGCUUCACAACGGAGACUAACUCACAUGUUUCUAUAGACGAGGUGUCAAUAGAACACGACUACGUUGCUAUAAGCAACAUGACGGAGAAGGAUCAGAUAAUGAAAGGGUGGACUAUCUCCAAGGUAUCUGCUGAGGAGACUCUGGAGUAUAAGUUCCCCGCUAAAGCAGUCAUUGGCCCCGAUCAAACCCUCAAGGUGUACAGCGCUGGAGCUGGAGCUGCCCACAACCCCCCACUCAACUUGGUAUUCAAAAAACUAGACGCCUGGUCCAACACCAUGGACGUGCAGAUUGUCCUGAAGAACUCAGACGGGGAUGUGGUCAGCACCUACAAAGCCAAAGCAGAGACCAGCACCGAGUAUUUGGAAGAAGGAGAUCAGCGAGCCUGCUCACUCAUGUGAUCACGUGGCGUGGUUACGUCAUUAUAGGGGCUCCGUGUCAUGUAAAUAUUAUAGCUAUUAUAUCAUACCAAUAUUUUAUUUUACCAAUGAUUAUGAACUUAUAAAGUUAUAUGCGAUGUAUCCCUUAACCUUUUAUCAGUUGUUUGCCGUGUGUGUGUGUGUUGUAACGACUGUUUCAUGAUUCGUUGCAUGUUUUUUGACAUCAUGACAUCAUAAUACGACGUCAUCAUAACGUUAUGACGUCAUCGUAACGAUAUGACGUCAUCGCAACGUUAUGACAGACCAACCAGUGCAAAUAGUUUAGAAUUUAGGUAUUUAUUUUAGCUAUGUGUACGAUAACUUUCUAAUUAUAUUCAUUAAGGUAUGAGUUUGAUGUUUAACUUCUUUUAUUGUAUGACACGCUGCCGAUUAAUUAUGAGACAAGUUUUAUUCAAUUUCAAAAGUUAUUUGACGUUGAAGUUUCAUUAUAUAAA